Molecule: messenger RNA, 726 nt
Organism: Miscanthus lutarioriparius
Lineage: Eukaryota; Viridiplantae; Streptophyta; Magnoliopsida; Poales; Poaceae
Source: the annotation of a GenBank genome assembly
AUGCCCAUGGCUCUCGAGUCAUGGCUCAGCGAGGUCCGCUCAGCCAUGUCCUCUGCCAGGUCGUCCUCUGGAGGUUCGGAGGCGCCACCGGCCGGGCCCAGGACGAAGCAGAGCACCGUCGGCAUCCUCGCCUUCGAGGUCGCCAGCCUCAUGUCCAAGCUCCUCCACCUGUGUCGGGCCGUCGGUGACGCCGCCGUCGCACGCCUCCGCCACGAGACCAUCCACCUCCACGGCGUCCGCAAGGUAGUCUCCGACGACGACCACUUCCUGCUCGGCCUCGCCCGCGCCGAGCUCGUGGACACGCUCAGGGCCGCCGCCGACUCCGUGGCCGCGCUCGCCGAUGAGCGGGACGAGCUGUACGGGAUGCUGACGGCGAGCGUGCGCGCGCAGCUCCGGGCGCGUCUGCGCGGCGUGGUGCCCGCGGCGGACCCGGGUCUGGCGGGGCAGUGGCGCGCGGCGCUGGCUGGGAUCCUGGAGUGGCUGGCGCCGAUGGCGCACGCGACGUUGCGGUGGCAGGCGGAGCGCAGCCCGGAGCAGAGGGGCCCGGCGGCGGCACGGGGUGGGAGCGGCACCGGCAGCGUGCUGCUGCUGCAGACUCUGCAGUUCGCGGAGCGCGACAGGGUGGACGCGGCGGCGGUGGAGCUCCUGGUGGGGCUCAACUACGUGUGGCGGUUCGAGAAGGAGAUGAUGAGCUGCCGCACUCUGUUCGCCGUCCACCACCGGUAG